Molecule: messenger RNA, 3916 nt
Organism: Penaeus indicus
Lineage: Eukaryota; Metazoa; Arthropoda; Malacostraca; Decapoda; Penaeidae
Product: enoyl-[acyl-carrier-protein] reductase, mitochondrial-like
Exons: 6
Coding region: 21-1106 (361 amino acids)
Biological process (GO): fatty acid metabolic process
Cellular component (GO): mitochondrion
Molecular function (GO): trans-2-enoyl-CoA reductase (NADPH) activity
Source: RefSeq, a predicted model, not a curated record
UCCUGCUCAGAGUUCCCGGAAUGGUAGGAUUUCGCCUCAUUUGUCGGGCAAAAUCCCAGCAGUAUGGCUUUGUCAGGCAUAUUGCACGACGGUUUUCGAGUGUGAGUUCAUGCCUCGAGUACCACCAAUAUGGAGAUCCUCUGCAAGUGGUGAAGAAGAGUGAAAAAACUAUCCCUGAACUGAAGGAAAAUGAGGUCCUGGUGAAAAUGCUAGCUGCCACUGUGAAUCCCGCAGAUAUCAAUACCAUCCAGGGAGUUUAUGCUGUGAAGCCCCCACUGCCAAGCAUACCUGGCAAUGAAGGUGUAGGAAGAAUUGUUAAGGUUGGCAAUAGUGUGGCUGAUGACUUUCAGCCAGGAGACCAUGUCAUACCCAGGAUUAAUGCUUGGGGCACUUGGAGGGAUUAUGCUGUGGCAUCACACAAGGAGCUUAUAAAGAUUCCAUCUGAUGUAGAUGUAGCAACAGCUGCUACAAUAGCAGUCAACCCAUGCACUGCCUAUCGUAUGUUAAAGGACUUUGUUCCUCUAAAGGAAGGUGAUACAAUCAUCCAGAAUGGCAGCAACUCAGCAGUAGGCCAGGCAGUCAUACAGAUAGCAGCUGCAUUUGGCUGGCGGACAGUGAAUGUUGUCCGUGAUCGCCCAACCAUUGAUGAAUUGAAGGAGAAGUUGACUAAACUUGGAGCAACUGUUGUGGUAACAGAGGAAGAAUUGAGAAAAAGUGAGGCAGUCCAAGCUCUCCCCAAGCCUAGUUUAGCUCUGAACUGUGUCAGUGGUCGCAGUGGAACAGAAAUCUUGCGGCAGCUGUCACCCCAAGGUGUUAUGGUCACUUAUGGUGGAAUGUCAAGAAAGCCUGUCACUGUUCCCGUUGGUUCCCUGAUUUUCUCGGAUGUGACUCUGAAGGGAUUUUGGAUGACCCGCUGGAAUAAGGAUCAUUUUAGUCACCCAGAACGAGAGCAAAUGUUAGGUGAACUUUUUGACUUGGUGAAGCAGGGUAAGCUGUGUCCACCUGAUCAUGCAAUGGUCCCCUUUCAGGAUUAUAAAACUGCCUUGAAAGAUGCUAUGCCAAGUGAUGGUAUGGUUGGUAAAAAACAAAUACUGGUCUUUCCUUAGAUAUGAACAAUCAGUUUUGCUGUGCAAGGGAGUAAAAGAAGUUUUGACUGUUCUAAACCUGUAUACUGAAUGGGUUAUCUAUUUGAAUAUAUGCUAUGUAUGGUUGAAUACAUUAAGUGGGGGUUAGCUGCUAAUAUCCUCAUGAUGUACAUAAAGUUCUGGAAGCAAUAUAUUUAAUUUAUGACCAUCUUUUUCUUUUUCCAUAAAUUUUGUUAACCCCUUGGUGCCGGGUGACGCCGAUCGGCGUGUAAACAAAGAGCUCGAAAGCUGGCGUGCAGCCGAACGAGCCGGCGGCGAGCCAGUGAUUCGGGCUGAUGUCCCCUACUCACGAGCUCAAAGUCAGCGCGCCGCCUUUGUUUGUUUAAGCGUAGAUUUUUUUUUUUCUUUUGUACAGCCGGCACCAUUGGGUUAAAAACACUUUCAUUUUCAACAAAUAUUAAAGCAGGAGGUGCAAGGUUCACAUCAAUUUAUGAUAAGCUCAACUAAAUGUGAAAAAUAUUGGUCUUCAGAGGUUAUGGCUAAUAAAACAGGAAGUAGAAAUGCGCACUUUAAUAAUAUAAUACUUGCCUUUAGGCUAAAUUCAACACAUUUUUCCCCUACAAAUCUGAUAUUGGCCCUAAAUACAUGUGGAGAUGAAACACCAAUAUGUAUGUAAUGCACCAAAAUAUACCCAAAACAAAUUUACAAUAAGGUAUAAAAAACUGCAAUAAAGAUCUACAUGUAUAUAAUAUGCCUCAAGAGAGUUCUCUCUCUUUUUUAUCUAACACUAACAGAGGGCUUUGUAUAAAUAUACACUGGAUGUGGUUUGCAUCUCACGAAAGGGACUAUGGAGCGCCACAAAUACAAGGUCAAAAAAUAAUUCUGAUGCCGUGGGUAGUUGGUGGAAGACAUGAGGAACUUCCCUCACUCUCAAUUCACAUGAUACACAGGUACACAUCAAGGCUUGCCCACUUGGUUCUAGGAUGGAGUUAAAGGGGAUUAUACAGUAUAAGGAGUGUGGAAUAUAAUAAUGCUUCCACCAACUUGCCAACAUCUCUUCUAAUUUUCUGGCUAUUAGAUAAAAAUUGCACAAUCACACUAAGCAAGUUUUGGACCCAAGUACUAGUAGCAUUGGUGAUACAGUUGCAUUUUUUUUUUUUUUUUUUUUUUUUGGUUUUUCCUUUUUUCUUUUUUGUUGCUAAGGCAGAUCUGCAGGAUCUAAAUUUACCUUGUAACUACUGCUCUAUUUUUUUUUCUUAUUUUUCCUGUGAACAUGUGCAUUUACUGGCAAAGGUUUAUCACAUUUUUAAAUCUUAAGUAAAGAGCAAUAUAUAGAUGUUACAUGAUGCUAGAAAUUAAUGUAAUAUCUAUUCAUGUUAAUUUAUUUAAUUAUUAUUACAGGGAACAUGUAAUGUCCUCUCUUGUUUUGUUGUGAAAUAUGUUUGCACACAGAUAGGUCCACCAGUGCUCAUUCACCAAGCAGACAAUUGGUAAGCCUACAUGACCAGACCUGAUUUCCCUUUCCUUGACUUCAGGAUAUUUAUUUUCCCUCUUUCCUGAUGUUAUUAAUAUCAACUGACAUAAUGAUUAGUAUAAUGUUAUUAACAAUAUUAAAAGCAAAAUUAAAUAAAAAUUAUUUCCAAAAAUCAAGGAAAAGGGUAAACACGUAAGACUAGGAAUUGAUUGAUGACUGUGCACUUUUGGAGCCAUCUACAUGUAAACACAAUAAACUAAACUCGUGGUGGCAUUUUACGCACAUACAAGCCACCCCCAACAGCAAUGGGUUAAGUUUAGAUUUUCUUUCAUGGCCUCUGGUUGUAAGGGACGAGGGAGUUUGAAAAAGGAAAUCACUAUGCUAUUUGCCCUUAUAACUAUAUCAAACUAAUUCACACAAAUAAUUCAACCUAUGGCAAAUUUAACAAACCAACUGCCCAUAUGACAAGCAGUGGAAACUUACAGAAAAUUAUAUCAAAUGCUUAAGUAGUAAUUUAGAAGUUUACUUAAGACUUUUUUUUUUCUUUAUUCUUUUUUUUUUUACAUUUGCUUUUCUCCUUUUUUUUUUCUUUUUUCUUCCUUUUAUUAGCCCCUAAAUGUAAGACACACAUCAACAGAAUGGUAUAAAAGACUUGGGAAAAAAAAACUAUAUAAUUCUAGUCAAAUUGAAAUUAUAAGAAAAGACCCUACACUAGAACAAGCCCCGUCAUUGUUAAGUUGGUCACAUCUAAGAAAUAAGUAAGUUAAAACAAAAACUAUGAAAAAAAUAAACAAAGACAUCCCUGAUAUAAAUGAUAUGUCAAAGCUAUUUAUAGGUAGAUGUGAACACUUACAAGCAAUACUUCUAGAGUGACUAGUUUCAGAAACUUCCUAUUCAUUUUCCCCCAACUACUCUAUUUCUUACUUUUUUUCUGUUUGGUAUUAUUUUAAGACAACAAAUCUAUAUGGCAUACAAGAGUACGUCCACAUGAAUCCUGAAAUCUGCCUCAUAUGUUCACCUGUGUAUACUAACAAAUUCACACCGAAUUUAUCAACUGUUCGUUAUAACUCUUGAACAAUUUCAAUAAAUACCUUGCAAUACAAAAUUUGUAAGUAUUAUACAUGCAUGCUAACAGGACCAGUCCUUGAUAUUUUUGUAUUGUAAAUCUGACUUUUUGCCGGUUAUUUCUACAAGUGAAGUUGGUAUUUUCGUUGUAUUUUCACUUGCUGGAACGAGCUGUGACAGACUUUUUUCAUGCAGUUUCAUUCUGGAUUAUUUGAAAAUCUGUGUAUUUCAUACUCUUCCAUUGUAUACAGUAAUAUAAAGGCAUCAUAUUCAUUAUGGUGAACAUUUUUGA